GCUAAAUUGAACACUAAACGCCCAGUGAGCCCAGCCGGGGCGGGGGAUAUAUAGCAGAGUCAAAGAAUAGUCCAGGAAAAUGUAUCAGUGGUGAGGGGCGAGAAGGGGUUGGACUGGACUGGAAUGGGAUAGAAUGGUAUGGAAUGGAAGCGAGAUGGGGCAGAUGAUGCUUUCAAAGCAUCAGUACAGCAUCCACUCCGCUUCGAACCGUCCACAUUUAACGCGCGAAUGAACAGCAAUCAGCCGAAAUGGGGGAUUCAGCGGAAAAGGGGGCGGGUGAAGGGUCUGGUGGGCAUGGCACUGGCUCUGGUUCUGGACCUGGACCGACCGGGAAUCGGAUGGGCAGUCGGACUGCCAGUCCGGAGGGUUUAUUCAACAAUAAAAGUCAUGAUAGACAUGGCAAUACGGAAAUGCUAUUUUUGGGGCUGCCGCUGCCAUUGCCGUUGCCAUUGCCGCCUUCACACGGGAAUGGUCCACGUCCGCCCUGCGAGCGGAAGCCAGUCGGAUGCCCCAUCCACCCAUCGAGUGGCGAGUUGGAGCUGCCGGCUGGGAGCCGAUGGAGCUGCUCGUAAAUUGCCCGCCGCCGCUCACUUUAACUUAAUUAUAUAAUUUGUGAGACAUCAGCGCUAAAAAAGGGAGACAGGCAGACCAGCCAAAAAGGAAACAUGACAAAGUUCGUUAGAUUCAAAACGAAGAAGUUGAAAUGCCCUUAAAAAAUCGAAUAUAUAUAUUUGUUGUUUAAAAUUCAAAAUACAGAAUUUAUUGUCUACAAAUGAA
Molecule: messenger RNA, 777 nt
Organism: Drosophila santomea
Lineage: Eukaryota; Metazoa; Arthropoda; Insecta; Diptera; Drosophilidae
Exons: 2
Coding region: 249-572 (107 amino acids)
Source: RefSeq, a predicted model, not a curated record